Messenger RNA from Synchiropus splendidus (mandarinfish), 2870 nucleotides. It is a transcript of the gene ftsj3, whose product is annotated as FtsJ RNA 2'-O-methyltransferase 3. The record is from RefSeq and is a predicted model, not a curated record. Gene Ontology annotation, molecular function: rRNA (uridine-2'-O-ribose)-methyltransferase activity; rRNA (guanine) methyltransferase activity. The transcript has 21 exons. NCBI's taxonomy places the organism in Eukaryota, Metazoa, Chordata, Actinopteri, Syngnathiformes, Callionymidae. Gene Ontology annotation, biological process: maturation of LSU-rRNA from tricistronic rRNA transcript (SSU-rRNA, 5.8S rRNA, LSU-rRNA); rRNA methylation; maturation of 5.8S rRNA from tricistronic rRNA transcript (SSU-rRNA, 5.8S rRNA, LSU-rRNA). The coding region runs from base 111 to 2672 and encodes 853 amino acids. Gene Ontology annotation, cellular component: preribosome, large subunit precursor; nucleus; nucleolus.
CGUGUUCACCGAAGAAGAAGCAACGAGUUCCACACGUGUUUGUUUUCGUUGACGUCUUCAGUGGUGGAUUCUCCUUUCAACUAAGACAUUGUUAGACCCCAGCUGAAAAUAUGGGGAAAAAACUCAAAGUAGGAAAGACGAGGAAGGAUAAAUUUUACCAUUUGGCAAAAGAAACAGGCUAUCGGUCUCGCUCGUCCUUCAAAUUGAUCCAGCUUAAUCGUAAAUUCCAGUUCUUACAGAAAGCGAGAGCUUUGGUGGAUCUGUGUGCUGCCCCGGGAGGAUGGUUACAGGUGGCGUCCAAAUUCAUGCCAGUUUCCAGUCUUAUUAUUGGUGUUGACCUCGUGCCCAUUAAGCCCAUUCCUAAUGUGGUGGCACUGCAGGAAGACAUCACGACUGAGAAGUGCAGACAGGCGCUAAGAAAAGAGCUGCAGACCUGGAAAGUCGACGUUGUGUUGAAUGAUGGAGCUCCUAAUGUGGGAGCAAACUGGCAGCAUGAUGCGUUUUCUCAAGCUCACCUCACUCUCAUGGCCCUGAAGUUGGCCUGUGAAUUCCUCAACAAAGGUGGAACGUUUGUCACCAAGGUGUUCCGCUCCAAAGACUACCAGCCGCUCAUGUGGAUCUUUCAACAGUUCUUCAAGAAGGUUCAGGCUACAAAGCCUCAGGCUUCCAGAAACGAGUCUGCUGAGAUAUUUGUCGUCUGUCAGGGUUUUGUUGCCCCCGAUAAAGUAGAUGCGAAAUUCUUUGACCCAAAACAUGCUUUUAAAGAAGUAGAAGUGCAGGCCAAAACGGUGAAGGAGCUUAUUCCUGACAAGAAACCAAAGGCGGAGGGAUAUGCUGAUGGUGAUCUGACGCUCUACCACAGCUUCACAGUCACUACAUUUCUGAAAGCUGACAACCCGGUGGACUUCCUGGGAAAAGCUAGCGAGAUAACCUUUGACAAUCCUGACCUGGAGUCUCACAAGAGCACCACCAAUGAGAUAAAGGAGUGUUGUCGUGAUAUCAAAGUUUUGGGUCGCAAGGAGCUCCGCUUGCUCCUGAAUUGGCGGUCUAAGUUGAGAAGGUAUUUGGCUAAAAGACUGAAGAUGGAAGCCAAACAGUUGGACCAUGAGAUCAGCUUGAGCUCGGAUGAGGAGGCGGAUUCGGAGGAAGAAGCAGACCAGAAGAAAGAUGAAGGAGAGGCUGAUGAUGGUGAAGAAGAGGAUGAGGAGGAGGAAGAGAUGGAAAAGAAACUGGCGGAGUUGAAAGCUGAAGAGGUCGCAGAUCUAAAACGGAAAAAGAGAAAGCUGCUGAAGGAGCGGAGAAAGCAGAGGGAGAGGGUGGAAUUGAAAAUGGACUUGCCAGGCGUCUCUAUUGCUGAUAAUGAGGACACGUCACUCUUCUCCCUCGUCUCCAUCAAGAAGAAAACGGUCCUGGCUGAUAUUUCCAAGGGCGACAUGCAGCUGGCUGAAAACUUGGGCGAGUCUGAUGACGACGUCCACAUUUCUGAUGAUGAGGAUCUUGAUGAUGCGGAUCAGAUGUCCCUGGCUUCUGACUUGGACGAAGAUGAGCUGGAGGAGGUGGAGCAGAAACAGAAAGAGCUGGAGAAGAAGGCAGCGCCGAAGAAGGUAAAGUUUGAAAAAGAAGAAGAACCAGAGGAGGACACUGGAUUAGUUGUGGAACUAGAAGGAAAGGACGAGAGAAAGAAGAAACAGACCAAUUUGUGGUUCAGCAAGGACAUCUUCUCUGAAAUCGAUCUUGAAGGAGAUGCUGACAGUGAGCUGAAACAGACAGAGUGGCUCCAAACUAAACAGAAGGGCCAAAAGCGGAAAGCAGAUGAAGACGGUGGUGAAGAAGUUGCAGCUCCAGUACAGAAAGAAAAAACUCAACCUUCAAAAGCAACUGAAGCAGAGAAUGACAGCGACUCAGACAACAGCAGUGAUGAUGAGAGAGAGAUAACAAAGAUGAAGGCCACCAAAGGAGGAGCGUCCGGGGCCUCUGGAGAAGCAGAGGAUGACGACUUCCAGGUUGUUCCCAUCGAGAGCACAAGUAAGAAAGCCAGGGUGCUGGAUGCUGAAGGUCUUGCUCUGGGAACCCUGAUCGCCACGUCCAAGAAGAAAGCCAGGGACCUGGUGGACGACUCCUUCCACAGAUUUGCUUCAUCUGAAGAGCAGUGGGAGGUUCCGGAGUGGUUCCUCAACGAUGAACAGAAACAUCGUAAGAAACCUGUUCCGGUGACGCGAGAGAUGGUGGAGGAGUAUAAACAGAAGUGGAAGGAGAUCGACGCUCGGCCAAUUAAGAGAGUCGCGGAAGCCAAAGCCAGGAAGAAGAGGCGGAUGCUGAAGAAGAUGGAGCAGGCUAAGAAGAAGGCAGAGGCCGUGGUGAACACGGUUGAUAUCUCAGAGAAGGAGAAGAUGUCUCAGCUAAAGAACAUCUACAAGAAAGCAGGCCUUGGAAAGGAGAAAAGAGAAGUCACGUACGUCGUGGCUAAAAAGGGAACCGGCAAGAAGGUGAGGCGGCCUGCUGGGGUCAAGGGAGUUUUCAAAGUUGUGGACAGUCGCAUGAAAAAAGACAUGCGUGGAAUCCAGCGCAAAGAACAGCGUGCCAAAGGCAAAGGUAAAGGUAAAGGUGGUAGAGGAGGAGCCAAGGGUGGGAAAGUGGGAGCUAAGGGUGGUAAGGGCCGGAAAGGAAAAUAACUUCUUGAGUUUGUUUUGUGUAUACUUGUGGUGAAAUGUCCUUUUUUUCCUAUUUUGAGAUUAAUCAUCUCCUAUGAAUAUCUAACAACAUGUGCAAGAAUGUGAAUGAUUACAGUGAACCAGAGUUUGUACUCGUGUACACGUUUAUUGUAUGUUUGUACAUACGUUUGUAAUAAAAUAUCAAUCCCAUUCGAACAA